Molecule: messenger RNA, 300 nt
Organism: Gaeumannomyces tritici R3-111a-1
Lineage: Eukaryota; Fungi; Ascomycota; Sordariomycetes; Magnaporthales; Magnaporthaceae
Exons: 3
Coding region: 1-300 (99 amino acids)
Source: RefSeq, a predicted model, not a curated record
AUGGAGGAGCAGUGGGGUCGGCUGCGCCGCACACACCUAGGACUUUCCUUGCUCACGAUGCCCGAGCUGGAGGUUCAGCUUUGGCGGCACAGCUUGCUCGAAUUCCGUAGCGCCGCCAACAUGGGCGAGCGCAGCAUGCAGGCUCGAGUCUCGACGGUCCAAACCUGCCGCUUCAGCCAGCCCUGGGGCGGUUCGGUGUGCAACCAUGGCCUGAUGAGCUGUGCUGGAAGGCGAGCUGCAAGGCGAGCUGGAGAACUGCAAGGCGAGACUUUCGCCGAGAAUAACGAGUUCUUGCAGUAG